Messenger RNA from Callorhinus ursinus (northern fur seal), 3613 nucleotides. RefSeq names its product solute carrier family 16 member 9 (gene SLC16A9). Gene Ontology annotation, biological process: transmembrane transport; monocarboxylic acid transport. The record is from RefSeq and is a predicted model, not a curated record. Gene Ontology annotation, molecular function: monocarboxylic acid transmembrane transporter activity. Lineage: Eukaryota; Metazoa; Chordata; Mammalia; Carnivora; Otariidae.
GCGGCGGCCGCGGUCCUCACCGCACCACCCGCCCGGCUCGCCCGGGGCUCUGCGCCCCGAGGCCGCUACCCAGGACCUACGGAGGAACACCUCUUUGAUCUUACCUUACAAUGGAAUUUAAAAAGUCACCUGAUGGUGGAUGGGGCUGGGUGAUUGUACUUGUCUCCUUUUUCACUCAGUUUUUGUGUUACGGAUCUCCGUUGGCUGUUGGAGUCUUGUACAUAGAAUGGCUGGACUCCUUUGGUGAAGGGAAAGGAAGAACAGCCUGGGUCGGAUCCCUUGCAAGUGGAGUUGGCUUGCUUGCAAGUCCUGUCUGCAGCCUCUGUGUCUCCUCUUUUGGAGCAAGACCUGUGACAAUCUUCAGUGGCUUCAUGGUAGCUGGAGGCCUGAUGUUGAGCAGUUUUGCCCCCAAUAUCUACUUUCUGUUUUUUUCCUAUGGCAUUGUUGUAGGACUCGGAUGUGGUUUAUUAUACACGGCAACAGUGACCAUUACGUGCCAGUAUUUUGACAGCCACCGAGGCCUUGCCCUUGGCCUGAUUUCAACAGGUUCAAGUGUUGGACUUUUUAUAUAUGCUGCUUUGCAGAGGUUGCUGAUUGAGUUCUAUGGGCUGGAUGGAUGCCUGCUGAUUGUGGGUGCCUUAGCUUUAAAUAUAUUAGCCUGUGGCAGCCUGAUGAGACCCCUCGAGUCUUCUGAUUGCCCUUUGCCUGAAAAAACAGCUCUGGAAAGUGGACCAGCUCGAUACUCCAUUUACAGUGAGAAAGAAAAGGACCUGGAAGAGAACACAAACAUUCUUGGAAAGAGCUAUGGUGCUGAGGAAACAUGCAAGAGCACCUUGGCCAGUGGUGGCCACAAACAGGAGAGUCUACUUCAUAAAAACCCAGCAACAGUGGCGCAUGCAAAAGAGGCUGAAACGUACAAAAAGAAAGUUGCAGAACAGACAUAUUUUUGCAAACAGCUUGCCAAGAGGAAGUGGCAAUUAUAUAAAGACUACUGUGGAGAAACUGUGGCUCUUUUUAAAAACAAAGUAUUCUCAGCCCUCUUCAUUGCUAUCUUCCUGUUUGACAUCGGGGGAUUUCCGCCUUCUUUACUUAUGGAAGAUGUGGCAAGAAGUUCAAAUGUGAAAGAAGAAGAGCUUAUUAUGCCUCUCAUUUCCAUUAUUGGUAUUAUGACAGCAGUGGGUAAACUCCUUUUAGGGAUACUGGCUGACUUCAAGUGGAUUAAUACCUUAUAUCUUUACGUAGCUACCUUAGUAAUCAUGGGCCUGGCCUUGUGUGCAAUUCCAUUUGCCAAAAGUUAUGUCACAUUGGCAAUACUUUCUGGGAUUCUAGGGUUUCUGACUGGUAAUUGGUCCAUCUUCCCAUAUGUGACCACAAAGACUGUGGGAAUUGAAAAAUUAGCCCAUGCCUAUGGGAUAUUAAUGUUCUUUGCUGGACUUGGAAAUAGCCUUGGACCACCAAUUGUUGGUUGGUUUUAUGACUGGACCCAGACCUAUGACACUGCGUUUUAUUUCAGUGGCUUCUGUGUCCUGCUGGGAGGCUUCAUCCUGCUGCUGACCGCCUUGCCCUCCUGCAACACAUGCAACAAGCUGCUGCCCAAGCCGGCUCCAUCAACCUUUCUGUACAAAGUUACCUCUAAUGUUUAGAGGAAUAUUGGAAGGCACUACAGACUUUUCUCAUAGCAAAAUUUCACUGUGGCUGACUCUGAAUGAAAAUUUUUUUUUUUAACAAAUCCUAUUCUCUAUGUACUGUAUAUGUAGCUUCUAUCUCCUGUAUAUAUUUUUUCCCCUUUUUUUCUUUUUCCAAGAAGUGGGACUCAUUACUCAUGAGUUCUUGAUGAUGUAAAAAUUUUGGCCUACCUCGGAAGGCUUUCUCUGUGUAAAGAAAUAUAAUUUCUCUGUAGGCUCCAUUAGUUCCACUGCAAGGCACCUAGAGGGGGCUCUUUUAUUUUAAACCCGAUGCAGGCAGCAUGAUGAGCUAUAUGUGAAGGCCACUAGGGACUAAAUCACUCUCUUCUCUAUGUUAGACUGGCUGGUACAUGAAAACAGUUACUAAAAUGGCAUUAAGAAUUGCAGUGGAGCAAGCCGAUCUUUUUUUUUUCAAAGAUCUUUUGAAUUACAGUCACUAGUUUUCACUAUUUGAUUUUAUUUCCCUUGAGGCAGCACCCUAUGUUCAGACCCACUGUGCUUAAAUCGUUUCAUUUCCUAAGGUGUUUGCUGAGAGGAAGGCAGUCUCCAAACAGGGGCAUUCAUCACAGCCUUGCUCAUGGUCGGCUGCAUAACCCCACUCACUCUUCUCUGUCAGCAUCCAGUCAACUGAUGUUUCCCAGGAAGUGCUGAUUUCCAGGAAGUGCUGAUUUUACCUGUUUCCAAAUUGGAAAUGUGUAAACCAUUCCGUUCUGGCAAAUGGGCAACGUCCCUUUGCUUCGGCCACAGUGGGAAUGAAUUGCAAAUCCUUGCAUAACUUCUCAAUGAACCGUUUAUUUGGUACUAUCAGAUUUUACCUGUAUCAAAUUUUAAUUCAAGGGCAGAACUAAAACGUGUGUAUGUGUGUGCGCGUGUGUGCACGUGUGUGCGUGCGUGUAUGUGUGCGUGCAUGUGUGUGUGCAUGCAUGUGUGUGUAUGUGUGUGUAUGUACUCCAAGUCUGUGUGGGACAUGGAAAGAGAAAAAGGCAAUAAGACAUUCAUACCCUGAUCCAAGUUUAUUCAAUCAUAUAAAAAUUUUUGGAAGAAAAUCAAUGUUUAAUAAAUGGACAUUUUCCUAAAGAAAUAUUUUUUAACUUUGCUAUAUGAUAGAAUCUGCUAGAUCUUUUAAAAAAUAUAGUUGCCUGAGUGCUACUCUUAGAGAUUUUAAUUCUGUAGGUGUAGGCUGUAGGCCAAGCAUCAACAUUUUUAGGGAACUCUUCAAGGAAUUCUGACAAUAGAGCCGUCGAGAAUGGCUGUUAUAAGACUGGCAAUAGAGAAAGAGUCAUUCUCUUAAAUAAAAAACAAAAAAGCAAUAAACCAUUGAGGUGAGGUGUUUUUAGAAAUAGCCAACUGUGGUUCUUUAAAUAGGACGCACUCUUCUUAUUGUGCCAAAAUUUUCUUUUCAUUUCUUUUGAAAUAUGUAAGAUUUUAUACUUCUAUGUUGCCUUUCUUGGAAGGCGCCUAAAGCACUUUAUAAGCAUGAAGCCCCACCACACCUCAGUGAAGUAGGUAAGUACUACUUUUCUAUGGAGUAAACCUGGAGUGUGGGGGAAUUUCAUAACUGAGUUAAUCCUACUCAAUAAUGCAAUAAUGGGGCUCCAAAGUGCCUUGGACUUCUACUCCAUACUCAGACUUCUGGAAAGUUUUCUGUACCUCAUUCUUUAGUUACUGUCAAGGUUAGUAAAUAAAAGAAGUGACAUUUUAAAAAUUUAAACUAAAUGUUUUUGUAUUGAAAGUUCCUUUUUGCCAAUAUUAUAUUCAGGAAAUCCUAUAACCUGAAAAAUUUAACUUUCACAACAUCCCCACAUUCAUCAAUGUUGAUAAUUGUCCAAAUGCAUCUUCACUCUGUCUACUAAUGUCAACCAGUGUGUGCAUUUUCCAUUGUCUAGGGAAUGAAUUUUAUGUUACAAUAAAAUAUUUUUUUGGUUUGU